Molecule: messenger RNA, 393 nt
Organism: Peronospora matthiolae
Lineage: Eukaryota; Oomycota; Peronosporomycetes; Peronosporales; Peronosporaceae
Source: the annotation of a GenBank genome assembly
AUGCGCGAGCUCUGCCUUGUGCUAGCUUCUUGCGGCACCUUGUUCGUAGGACGUGCUAAAGCGUUGGUCGACGGAAACGAAGCAAAUGUUGCUACCACAUCGAGAUCUCCGCCACACCGGAGCGAGAUCAUGCCUAAGCAACACAGACUUCUGCAGCCGUAUGGCUCAGCAGUGGACACGACCACGUCAGUUGCUCAACGACUUUUGAAGUCGGGUGGACCAGUCACGGAAAACACCAAGUUCGAACUCAUUAGAAAGGAGGAGCGGGUUCUAGACAUUGCUGAAGUGAAGAUUGCAGCGGAUGAGAUUGCAAAAGUCUUGAGUGUAACGGGGCACCCUGAAGCUUGUACUGGUGACAAGGAAGACGGUAAGAAGAAGCGAGUACUCGGUUAG